Morus notabilis is the source of this 1996-nucleotide messenger RNA. RefSeq names its product violaxanthin de-epoxidase, chloroplastic. The record is from RefSeq and is a predicted model, not a curated record. Bases 106 to 1743 code for a protein of 545 amino acids. Gene Ontology annotation, biological process: xanthophyll cycle. Gene Ontology annotation, molecular function: violaxanthin de-epoxidase activity. Lineage: Eukaryota; Viridiplantae; Streptophyta; Magnoliopsida; Rosales; Moraceae. The transcript has 2 exons.
GUGUAACAAGAUUGUCCAAGCAGAAACACCCAUAAAACAAAACAAACAAACACCAGUUUCAACUGUCCAACGGCUCAACUGAACGGUCUCUAAAAGUCUAAAAACAUGUCUCUGGAAGCUACUGGGAUUUUCGAACCGGAAACCGGAUUGAGCUUGAACCGCCGGUUCACCGCCUCCGCAACCGGUUUUCCUCCACCUCCCCGCCGGUUCAGAGCCCUUCCUUGUUCAUCUUUCCGAAUUUCUGCUCCUAAAACUAAAAUCCUUUUCUGCAUACCAACGUCCAGCGUAACGGCCGUGGUCGAAUCGAACUCGGCGACGGUGACGGAGAAGGAUGAGGAGGAUGAGAUAUCUGACCCGCCGGUGAGAAUAGUGGCCCUCGUCGGCCAUGGCAGCCUCAGCCCCCUCAAAUGCGCGCCUUGGGAGGAGGUCAUGCUCCACACUGCAAACAGACUGAAAUGGGUGGAUGAAGGGUAUGAAAUGCAAGUGUUUACUGACAAUGUCAUUGAAUCAACUAGUGAACAAAAACUUGGGAAUGUAGAAAGGGAAUUGAGCCGUGCGGAUAUUUUGGUAGUUGUGGGUGUGACGAACCAAGAAUCAGUCGAGUGGAUUCAGUCCAAUGGUCGGAAGGUCGAAAACAUAAUCUGCUUCGAGUCCUCUCCCGGUUUACAAAACAAAUUGGGAGGAUCUUUUGUAGAAAGCAAAAGCCAAAGUGAUGGAAGUUUCUUGGGAAAAAUCAGUGGAAUUUCUCAAUCUAAGAAGAGCAAUCAUACAGUGGAAGUAGUUAAGACUGUGUCUGAGGCAUGGGAAAGGCAUAACUCUGAUGAUAUAAGGUUUUGUAUAUUGGUUAUUGUUAAUGCCUACAUAAGGCCAGUACCAAUUUUGAAGAAUCUGAGAUCAAAAGGGUUUUCCACUCUCAACUGCAUGGUAAAAAAUUGCGGGACUCAGAUAUUAAACUGUCUUUUGGAUCCUAACUGUAGGAAGGCCCUGCAAUGCUUGAACAAGUGUAGUCCCGUCGACCAAGUGUGUAACUAUCGCUGCAUUGCUUCAUACGAGAGUCCAAGCCUGGAAGCCUUUUCUCUCUGCGUGUUGCAGAAGAAUAACUGUCUCGAAUUGGACGCAAAGAUCCCGGAAAAGCCUUGUGUCCCUCCAAUGGUGAAAUUUCAAGACAAAGACUUAUGCCAUGAAGCUGCUGAGGAUGUUUUCGUUGGGUGGUUGGGGGGUCUGGAUUGGAGUUGGCGAGUCGUGGCAGGGCAAAACCCGGCUUACGACCAGUUCCCUUGUCAAUACCAGCUCUUUUACAGGGGAAAGGCAAAAGGGUCCUUCUGGUACGAGCCCGUUUUUCAGGUGAAAACUCUGGAGGGGGAAAUGGUUUGGAGGAGAAGAAGGUAUAGAGUUAAGAGAGGCAAGGUCCCGGGGACGUUUUACUUCAGCGUGUUGGAUAAUGGCGUCGUUUCUAACGAGUUUUGGACCAUUGUGGAUGCACCAGAUGAUCUUAGUUGGGGGUUGUUUCACUACAGUGGGGCUGCUAGAGUUGCCGGGCAAUCGUAUACCGGGGCGGUGCUUGUGAGUCCAAAUGGGGAUUAUCCAAAUGAAGUGGAGAGGAGGAGAUUGGUUUCUGCUUUGGAGAGGUGUGGAAUUAAGGAAUGGGAGCUAUAUACAGUUGAUAAUUGUUCAUGUAUUGACCCUCCUUUAGGAAUUCCCGAGGGCUCAAGAUUGCAUAAUGUGAUUGAAGUUCAAAGAUGAGAAAAAGGUCUUGAUUCUCAUCCUCAAGUUUGGAACAUAAAAAAGAAAUAUCAGAUUUGUUGUAGCUUUUGAUAGUUGCAUAUUAAAAUUAAUGGGUUCAUUUUGUUGUCAAUAUAUGAUAAUUGAUAUGUCUGUAUGUGGUGAGAACUGAGAAGAUUGGGCAAAAAUCACGGUGGAUUAAGACCAAAAAAUGUCAAUGCACCAACCGGGAAUCGAACCCGGGUCUGUACCGUGGCAGGGUACUAUUCUACCA